CUUCCUUAAAUACCAUCAUCUUUCUUCACACCACACACCACACACCACACACCACACACCACACACAUAGUAGCUAUUAUACUCUCUAGAGUAAUUGCGGAAUCUGCUAGAAUUUUCUAAUAAUGGCGAAAGACGUUGAGCAGGUCACAGAGCAAGGUGAAUACUCCGCGAAGGACUACCAUGACCCUCCUCCGGCACCGUUGAUCGACCCAGAUGAGCUCACAAAGUGGUCCUUGUACAGAGCCGCCAUAGCUGAGUUCAUAGCAACACUCCUUUUUCUUUACAUCACCGUGUUGACCAUUAUUGGCUACAAGAGACAGAGUGACACCAAAAUCCCCGGUAACACCGAAUGUGACGGCGUUGGCAUUUUGGGCAUCGCUUGGGCCUUCGGUGGCAUGAUCUUCAUCCUUGUUUACUGCACUGCCGGAAUCUCUGGGGGACACAUCAACCCUGCGGUGACAUUCGGGUUGUUCCUUGGACGCAAGGUGUCUUUGGUGAGGGCGUUGUUGUACAUGAUAGCACAGUGUGCCGGUGCAAUCUGCGGUGCUGGGUUGGCCAAAGGGUUCCAGAAAUCGUUCUACAACAGGUACGGAGGUGGGGUUAACACUGUCAGCGAUGGCUACAACAAAGGUACCGCUUUGGGUGCUGAGAUCAUUGGUACCUUUGUUCUUGUCUACACCGUUUUCUCCGCCACUGAUCCUAAGAGGAACGCUAGGGACUCUCAUGUUCCUGUGUUAGCACCACUUCCCAUUGGGUUUGCCGUCUUCAUGGUUCACUUGGCUACAAUCCCUGUCACUGGAACCGGCAUUAACCCUGCAAGGAGUUUCGGACCAGCUGUGAUCUUCAACAACGACAAAGCCUGGGACGACCAAUGGAUUUACUGGGUUGGACCGUUUGUUGGAGCUGCGGUGGCUGCAAUCUACCAUCAAUACAUUCUUAGAGGUUCUGCAAUCAAAGCUCUUGGAUCCUUCAGGAGCAACGCUUAAUUAAAAAAAAAAAAAAUCAAGUUUCUCCACUACCUAAAUUAUGAUGAUUUGGUCCUGUGUCACCCAAAACAAGAACAGUGUUUCAGUUCAAGUCUGUCUACAGGUCCCUCUCUUUUGGCUUUUCUGCUUACCCGUGGGUUUGGGGGAAAAGCCAAAUACCGUGGGCUCUUGAAUUUGUAGAUAAGAAUGCUUUUAUGUCAAGGGUGUAUUUGUAUCCCUUUUGUUUUUAAUUUCUUUUUUCUUCCAAGUAUUUAUCAUCAUGUGUUCACUUUUAUAUAAUGUGGAGGAUCAUUAGCCAAGUUUUCUUUUUGCCUGUUUCA
Glycine soja is the source of this 1306-nucleotide messenger RNA. RefSeq names its product aquaporin PIP2-7. Gene Ontology annotation, cellular component: plasma membrane. Bases 123 to 986 code for a protein of 287 amino acids. The transcript has 4 exons. Gene Ontology annotation, molecular function: water channel activity. Lineage: Eukaryota; Viridiplantae; Streptophyta; Magnoliopsida; Fabales; Fabaceae. The record is from RefSeq and is a predicted model, not a curated record. Gene Ontology annotation, biological process: transmembrane transport.